This is a messenger RNA of Erythranthe guttata (spotted monkey flower), 913 nucleotides long. RefSeq names its product transcription regulatory protein SNF5, putative (BSH) (gene BSH). NCBI's taxonomy places the organism in Eukaryota, Viridiplantae, Streptophyta, Magnoliopsida, Lamiales, Phrymaceae. The record is from RefSeq and is a predicted model, not a curated record. Gene Ontology annotation, cellular component: nuclear chromosome. Gene Ontology annotation, biological process: chromatin remodeling.
AAAACACGAGGUUAGUGCAAAGGGAGAAGAAGUGCAAGGAUGAAAUCCCACUCUCCGUGGGGCACAGCAAAGAAUCCCGUCAAGUUUCGGAUACCCACUGCGGAGAAUCUCGUUCCGAUACGCUUAGAUAUUGAAAUCGACGGGCAGAGAUUUAGAGAUGCUUUCACCUGGAAUCCAUCUGAUCCUGAUUCUGAAGUGGCUCUGUUUGCAAAAAGAACAGCUAAAGACUCGAAGCUUCCUCCUGCUUUUAUCACACAGAUCGCUCAAUCCAUACAAACACAGCUAACCGACUUUCGAUCGUACGAAGGGCAAGAUAUGUAUACUGGCGAAAAGAUUGUUCCCAUCAAGCUUGAUCUCCGUGUUAACCAUACGCUUAUCAAAGACAACUUUUUAUGGGAUUUGAACAACUUUGAGAGCGACCCCGAAGAAUUUGCCAAAACGUUUUGCAAAGACAUGGGCAUUGUCGAUCCCGAAGUUGGACCUGCUAUUGCAAUUUCCAUUCGAGAACAACUUUAUGAGAUUGCUGUGCAAAAUGUGACGUCAGCUCGCGAAAGCAGAAUGAACAAGAAAGGGCGCAGAGGGCUCGAACAUAUCCAAGCCAGCAAGAACGCAGGGAAUGCUGUGGACUUAUUCAAGUUAUUUGGUAAUAAAUCGAGUGUCGUUCGAAAGAGGAAAGAGUGGGAUGUAUAUGAACCCAUUGUUGAUCUAUUGUCGAACGAGGAAGUGGACGCUCUCGAAGCUAAAGAAGAAAGGAUGGCAAAAUAGUUAUUUAUUAGUUAUUACAGUGUAUAUUUAUUGCAGUUGCUUAGGAUAUUGGCGCCAUCUUAUGUUUAAAACAAAGAACCUCCUUGCACUUCGGCACUAGAUAAAUGCAGAACGAGUUUUAGCAAAUACUAGACUUUUUUUUUUUUUU